This is a messenger RNA of Fragaria vesca subsp. vesca, 724 nucleotides long. RefSeq lists its product as uncharacterized. NCBI's taxonomy places the organism in Eukaryota, Viridiplantae, Streptophyta, Magnoliopsida, Rosales, Rosaceae. The record is from RefSeq and is a predicted model, not a curated record. The coding region runs from base 87 to 554 and encodes 155 amino acids. The transcript is spliced from 3 exons.
AGGAGAGUUUGAUGUGGUAGCUGCCUACCUGGAGGUUUCAUCAAAUGUGCUGAUUGUGUGGGGUGACGAGGAAUUUUUUCAUUGUGAUGGCAGAAUGUUUGGCAUCUCCACUAUGUGUCAAGCUGCAAAUGCAGAGGAGUUUUGCCGGAGGGAAGCCCCGGAGUUCACAAUCGAAGAUUGCGCAAAGGAAGCAUUCCUAUGGAAAUUGCAAAACUGUUCCAUUUCCAAUGUGGAAGACGUGUGACUUCACUCCUCCUGGCUUCUCAAAUUCGAAAGUUAGUCCCUUUUCUGGAGAGGCUGGUUUGAAAUGUAGUUGCUUGGGGACUUUGAUAGGCUCUGAUGGUGCAACCGCCUCUGAUUGGGUUCCUAUUGUUGAUCAAGUGCUUUUGACAGCCAGUGUGUUUCUCACAUAUAUGGCUGGAGUAAUUCCUGGUUACAACUCUAGUCCACCUUUUCAGAAGAAUAUCAACGACAAUGCAGUUCCAAAGGCUUCAAACGCUUCUGUGCAAGAAAGAACAAUGAUCCAGAUUCAGGUUAUCCCAUUGAUGCAGUGAAAAAGAAACUUUCAGAUUCUUUAGAAGCACUUGAACUAGGAGACAAUCUGGGAAAUCGGGUCCUUGAACCUGAAGGGUAUUAUGCUAAGAGACCUUUAAGUUUGAAUGCUAUUGCUGAUGGUCCCCGACUACGAUUGCUAUGGACAUCAUUGCAGCGAAUUGAGGAAGAG